CGACGCUCAGUAUCGCAAGUGUCUGCGCGCGCGCACGACAUGUUCUCCGCAGCGGUCCUGCUCGUCGCGUGCGCGGCUACUGCCGCCAUCGACCCGAAAGACUUUAACACGACUGCAAUCAACAAACAAGUGCUGCAAAAACUAUCACCUAUAUUAAACUCUAACAUCACUUUGAACGACCGAGAACUAGCUUUUUUGAACCGUACGGUCCAAAAUUUAGGAGUGGAUAAAGAUUUAGUGGCGAAAUUAACUGGUUUAGUUAAUUUAAAUGGUACUUUGAAGAAAGAGGUUUCGAAGGUAGUUGCGGAAGUUAAAUCUUCCUCUUAUGAUGCGUAUGGGGAUGAGAUAGGGGACAAGGAUGGGAAUGUACGGCAUGUGGAAGAAUCCCCGGACUAUGCGUCUUCUGUAGUGCUUGCCAGUGAUCUGUUGUCCCUGACCAGUGCGGUCGCUAGUGUCAAAGACGAGGUAUGCAGGGAGCAAGGGUACAAGUUCCUGGAUGGAUUGAUUAUGAACAAGAGAUGGGCGUUGAAGAUGUUUGAUGCAUCAGCAAAGUCUCCACAAGGUCUCCUCUUCGGUUCAUCGUACCAUCUUGGCAACUUCGACGAGUGCGUGGCGAUUUCUGACCCCGGGUACAACGGGGUAACCAUUCAGGGGCAAUACUGCUUGGCUACUAUCAAGUGGAGACAGAAACAUGAAAACGAGAAGACGAGAACUGGUCGAGGCGAGACCCUCCGGUGGGCAGUGUGCGUGCCGAGCGCGUGUCACGCCAACUCCGUCGCCAGCUUCGUAAGCAGUGUCCUGGCGCACACCGUCAGCAACACUACUGGAGUCGAAGUCAAUGACAGAGACUGCUAUACGAGAAGACCACUGGAAAUCACUACCUUGGAUGUCGCUUAUUUAUCUCUCAUCUUACUCUUCGUGACUAUCCUGUUCUUCAGCACUGUCUUCGAGAUCUACAUCAUCUACUACGGCGGGAACAAGGAAUCUGUCAUCACCAGUCUCAUUAUCUCCUUUUCUAUGAUCAACAAUUUGAAGAAAAUCAUUUCUACGAAGCAACACAACACCUUGGGAUUGGAGUGCAUCACUGGGAUCAAAGCUUUGGCCAUGGUCUUCAUUAUUGCUGGCCAUGCGUGCAUGUUCAUCGCCAGCGGACCUGUCAUGGAUGCCGAUGCUUGGGAUCGGUUAGUCCGUCAGCCAGCCAACGCCUUCAUGCUGAACAAUACUCUACUAGUGGACACAUUCCUGAUGCUCAGCGCCUUCCUCUUCGCAAGACUGAUGUUCGUGGAGCUGGAUAAGAGACGGGGCAAGUUAAAUGUCCUGCCCAUUCUGAUAUUCCGAUAUAUCAGAGUAACUCCAGCAUACGUGAUCGUGAUACUUUUCUACAUGACCUGGCUUCCAAAGAUCGGUGAGGGACCUUUGUGGCAAGAUAGAUUGCAGCUAGAGCAACAGAGAUGCAUGGAUUCUUGGUGGACAAACAUUCUCUACAUCAAUAACUACGUUAAUACUGAUAAAAUGUGCAUGUUCCAGUCUUGGUAUCUCUCGGUCGAUACUCAGCUGUUCUUCAUAGCACCAAUCUUCAUCUACAGUCUGUGGAGAUGGAGAAAAUUUGGACCAAUCCUAAUAUCAUUGGCCAUAGUCAUCUCACUGAUUGUACCCACCGUGAUAACCUAUCAGGGUCAAUUGGAUCCAACACUUUUGUUCUAUGCCAAAGAAUUCACAGAUAUCGUUUCCAACUAUUAUUUUAACGAAGCUUAUAUUAAAACACAUAUGAAGUUAAUUACUUACUUCAUGGGUAUCCUGACUGCGUUCGUGCUGCAUCGAAUACAAACAGAGAACUACCAGUUUUCAUACAUCCUGAAAACUUGCGCGUGGAUCACGAGUUUCAUCCUCGGCACUGUGACAAUUUUCACGGUUUCUCUUUUCUACCAAGAGUGGUACGAAUACAACGUUAUUGAGGCCGCAGCUUACAUUUCAUUGCACAAACUUGCCUGGGGUAUCGCUAACGGGUGGCUUAUUGUUGCCUGUGCUACUGGAAAUGGAGGAGUUCUUGGAAAAUUGCUGACGUGGAAAUUCCUCGCACCAUUCUCAAGACUGACCUUCUGUGCCUAUUUGGUUAACGGAAUAGUGGAACUUUAUUAUGUUGGGGAAUUGAGACAUCCGUUGUACAUUAAUUUCUUUACAGUGAUGGCGAACGCGAUAUCCCACAUAGUGCUGACGUUUUUCCUUGCCCUGUUUCUAUGUUUAACCUUCGAGUCACCUCUACAUGGAAUCGAGAAGAUUCUACUCAGGAUGUUUGCACGUCCAGUAUUAAGUGACAACGCAAGAAAAGACAACUCGGUGGAAUCAUCGAGAAAUACUAGUCAAUCAAAAUUAGAGUCAUAGCAUCGUUAUUACAAAUAGUUAUUAAUGUUAUGCCAAAGUCCCUGUGUGAUAUUUACACAGUCGAUUUUGUAAACUUAUUCGUGAUACCUCGAUUUAACGUGAUUUACCCAUACAUAUAAAUGUGAUCUUAUUUCUUCUUAUCGAAGAUAAUCGUAUCGAUCGAGAUCUUAACGGUUUGAGAACCAUUAAAUAUGUUGUGUAAAAUGUUUUGUUUUUGAUAGGACUGUGUGUAGGUUUUUGGAAUUGCGCAAU
Messenger RNA from Trichoplusia ni (cabbage looper), 2634 nucleotides. RefSeq names its product nose resistant to fluoxetine protein 6-like. The record is from RefSeq and is a predicted model, not a curated record. Bases 40 to 2382 code for a protein of 780 amino acids. The transcript is spliced from 12 exons. Gene Ontology annotation, molecular function: acyltransferase activity, transferring groups other than amino-acyl groups. Lineage: Eukaryota; Metazoa; Arthropoda; Insecta; Lepidoptera; Noctuidae.